GUGUCCAUGCGGUCACGCCUUCUGUGAUACAAUUCAGGUGAUCCAAUGGCUGCGCGAACCACCACUAGUCGCCCCCAGCGCUGCGGUAGUCCUUCACCGCGCUGUGAUGUCUCUCUCAUCGCCGACCCAACGUCACGUCCGCACUUGAACUUAAAUUUCAUCCCAUUCUUCAGAGGCAACCCCUGCCACACACGCACGGGGUACUUCCACAGAGACAGGACUCGUCACGCCUAAUGCGAAGAACUAAAGAAAUAGUGGACCUUGACAGAGUUGGAGAGGAGGUGGUGUCUUAAUUGUCGCCGGCCUCUUGUCUGAGUCUGCAUGAGCGAAGAGUUGCAAGUCUGCGCACUGAUGCCAGAGCACAUGGAGAUCGGUGCCAACGGUUCCAUCACUUGGCAUUCCAAAUGCGCAGAGGAAUUUGGAAUUUAGAAUCAUUUUAAUACAGACUUUAAAAGCAAGACUGUACGGCAUCUAUGCAAAAACCAACUGGAAGAUAACUAGUUGUAGUCUACAUGGUUUUGUAAGGAUUGUUCUGAGAAUAGUGUAAAUUAAGCGCACUUCGUUCGUCACUUUUCCGUGGAGAAAAGAGGUUGCAAAUCAACUUGGGACAUAACUGUCACGUUAUUUCGCUUCCACUUUGCCUAAACAACGUUCCAGGAACAUAUCGCUCUCACCAGACUUUUACGCACCGUGAUUUCAGUUCAGGUGCUCAUGUUGUUGGUCAACAGACGGUUUUGUGAGACACCGCGUACGCGUCAAACCACGAGACUUACUUGGUGGACUCUAGUGGACAGGUCUUUUUUUCAUUGAACUGAUUGAGUAUAAUAGUACCAAUAGGGAAAAACAACCUCUCCCCACGAAGAAAAGAAAAACAUUUGGAGCAUUUCGGAAAAGUUACUGGAAAUCACAGGGGAGGAAACGGGAGCAGCUGACUCAAGUGCAGGUCUCCGGGCGAUGCGAGUGUAAAUGCCAGGGCAAUGUCCCGUCGUAAGCAGGGGAACCCACAGCACUUAUCCUUGUCGCAGAGGGAGACAAUACGACCAGCAGAGGCCAAUCAUGAGGCGGAGGCGGGUCAGCGCUCCCCAGCGGUCUCUGUGCCCAGCCCGGUGGGCAGCGUCGGCGAGCAUGACCUCCUGACCUGCGGCCAGUGCCAGACCAACUUCCCGCUCGGCGACAUCUUGCUGUUCAUCGAGCACAAGCGGCGGAUGUGCCGUGUCGGCGGCGUGCCGGACUGCUACGACAAGCCGGGCAACCGCGGCAGCCCUUCGCCGCUGCGCAACCGGCACGAGGGAGGCCACCGGCGGCCCGUGGAGGUGGGCGUCCAAGUGACCCCUGAGGAGCAUGAGGACAGGAGGCUGACGCCUGCCAAGGGGAUCUGCCCCAAACAGGAGAGCAUCCCAACAGGUAAAGAUGAGCCCACCACUUACAUCUGCACCACAUGCAAGCAGACCUUCACCAGCGCCUGGUUCCUGCUCCAGCACGCCCAGAACACGCACGGCAUCCGCAUCUACCUGGACACACACCUGACCGGCGGCUCGCUGACGCCACGCAUGGCGCUGCCGCCGCCACUGGGCGCCGACUCGCUGCCCCGCUCGCCCCUGGCCAGCUUCCUGGGCGACGCCAGCAACCCCAUCCACCUGCUGCGCAUGGCCGCUCCGCUCCUCCGCGAGCCCCCGCCUCCGCUGCCGCCGCCUCCUCCUCCGCCGGGCUACAUGGACACGCGGCUGCCGUCCACGCCACCCUUCGUGAGCCCGCCGCCACCGCCGCGCCACCACCACCCCCACCACCACCACCCGCACCACCACCCGCACCACCACCCGCACCCGCUGGAGCGCCUGGGCCCCGAGGAGAUGGGCAUGCUGUCGCAGCACCCGAGCGCCUUUGAGCGUGUCAUGCGCCUGGCGCCCAUGCCCGUGGAGCCGCCGCCGCCCACCAUGGACUUCUCGCGGCGGCUGCGCGAGCUCGCCGGCAACAGCAACGGGAGCGGCGCCGGCGCCGGAGCCGGAGGGGGGCCCACGCCACCAGUCUCCCCCAACCGCGUGCCGCCCAUGCACCGGCUGCUUAGCCCCACGCUCUUCCAGCACGGCGGUAGCGCCAGCAAGCCGCCAGGCUCCUUCCUGAGCGGGCCGCCACCGCACAGCGUCCUGCUGGCUGCCCAGCAACAGCAACAGCAGCAGCAGCAGCAGCAGCAGCAGCAGCAGAUCCGGGGCAGUGGCGCCUCGUCGCCCCUGGGCAUGAGCGGCAAGUCCAAGUCGUGCGAGUUCUGCGGCAAGACCUUCAAGUUCCAGAGCAACCUGAUCGUGCACCGCCGGAGCCACACGGGCGAGCGCCCGUACAAGUGCCACCUGUGCGACCACGCCUGCUCGCAAGCCAGCAAGCUCAAGCGCCACAUGAAGACCCACAUGCACAAGGCGGGCUCCGUGAGCAGCUCUCCGGAGCCCAGCGGCGGCAAGGACGCGUCCGGCGAGCAGCAGCACAGGGGCCGGGACAACGCGGCCGGCGGAGGGGAAGGCAGCACCGGCCAGGAGAACGAGGAGGAUGAGGAGGAGGAAGAGGAGGAGGAGGAGGAGGAGGAAGAGGAGGAGGAGCCGCAGCAGAACGGAGGCCGACCCAACUCCAACCUUAGCAUGGAGUCGGAGUUCAACAACCGCAACAGGGAGAACGGGCCACACACGUCGCCUGGCGACAACAAGGCCACCGCGGCAAUGGAGAGGAUGGUGCACGGCCCCUACAACAAUAUCAACCUUGACAAUCAGCUGAGGAUGCCUCUACAUGGGCAGCCUCCCCGAGACCGGACCUCCGAGGAAGAGGAGGAGGAGGAGGAGGAAGAGGAGGACCCAGCCGCGAGGGAGAGGAGACACCAGGCAGAGCAGGGCCCCAUCGUCAACGGGCGCAACUGCGGCUCGGAGGACUCUCUCCCUGGCAUGCUGUUCCGCCGCAAGCCGACUCCCAUCUCCAGCCCGGGCCUCCAGGCGUCCAAGCGCAUCAAGGUGGAGAAAGACCUGGAGCUGCCGCCCUUGCCGCUCAUCUCCUCGGAGAACGUCUACUCGCAGCUGCUGGCCGGCUACGCCGCCUCGCGCCACUUCAUCCGCGGUGAGCACUUCCUGGGCUUCGCCGACGCGCGCCAGUCGCCCUUCGCCACCUCGUCCGAGCACUCGUCCUCGGAGACGGGCAGCCUGCGCUUCUCCACGCCGCCUUGCGGCGGCGACCUGGACGGCGGCGGCGCUCUCUCGGGCCGCGGCAGCGGCUGCGGUAGCGGCAGCAGCACGCCGCACCUGCACCGCGGCCCGGGCCCCGGGCGGCCGCCCAGCUCCAAGGACCGGCGCAACGACACGUGCGAGUUCUGCGGCAAGGUGUUCAAGAACUGCAGCAACCUGACGGUGCACCGGCGCAGUCACACCGGCGAGCGGCCGUACAAGUGUGACCUGUGCAGCUACGCCUGCGCCCAGAGCAGCAAGCUCACGCGCCACAUGAAGACGCACGGCCAGUUCGGCAAGGAGGUCUACCGCUGUGACAUCUGCCACAUGCCCUUCAGCGUCUACAGCACCCUGGAGAAGCACAUGAAGAAGUGGCACGGCGAACACUUGAUGGCCAACGAGGUCAAACUAGAGCAGGCCGAUCGGGUGUAGACACCACUCUAUGUUCCUUCACCAGACUUUGUCAUGAGGCUUAAUGGAUGAUCUUUUUGUUUGUUUUUGUUUUUUGCUCUUUCCUGACGUGAGACUUGUGGAAUGACCUUUUCUUUUUUGUUUGUUUGUUUGUUUGUUUGUUUAAUUUGUUUCUUGUUACAGAAAAAAAAUGCCACCUGAGAAAAAAAGAGGAACUGGAAGUGUCCUGUUUUAAAGUCUUCAAAACAAGAGUGAAAGAGGAAAAAGACAAAAAGCCCUGUUUGGCAUCUCCCAACAGCAAAGGAUUUUAGUUGUGUAGGAAUCCAUGGAGCCUUUCUACUGUGCAAUAAUAUCUGUAUUUAUUGGGUUUGUAUUGAAUCAAGGCAUGUGCAGGUACAUUAUCAAGGCAUAUUGAUACUUUCUCAAAGAGAUAGUUUUGAAAUAUGCUGGACUUUGAAAAAAAAAAAACCCAGGCUACAAUGUUAAGACAUAUACUGAGAUGCUGGCAUAGUGCCACGUUUUAAAUUCACCAGUUGUUUUGUUUGCUUGUUUUUUCCAGGGAAGUGGUUAUGUACCCAGUAGAAUAAUUUCCCAUGAAGAGAUCAACUUCUAAAAACAAUCCAAGAUACGCAUUUUUUUUAUACAUAAGGAUAUAAGCUUACAACAAUCCCUUUAUCAUUAUUUGUAUUAUUGUUAUUUCAUUAGGUGAAAGCACUGAAUAUGUCAGCUUGACAAUAAAUAUAAAUUUUAAAAAUGAGAGGAUUUUGAAAAAAUCCCUGAGCAUUUAAGGCAGCUAAAAGUUAGACUGCCCUGUGAUUGAAAAGAAAAAAAAACAAUGACCCUUCUAACCCAAUCAUCAUACACACAAACAUGGGCAAAUGCAGUGGAUGAUCUCUGAAUAUAGCUAGAACCUCUUGAAUACCAAGAAGAGCUCAUUUGUGUGAAGAAAAAAAAUCAGUGAUAAGUUUACUUGGGGGGAGAAGUUACAGGGAGAUUUGGAUGUAGUUGUCCAGAUCCUCGCAAUGCAAUUUUAAGAUUAUCAAAAUGUUUACGUUGGCAUCUUGUCAUCCCUCUUAUCGUCGUUUGUUUGUUUACUUGAUUCUCCCUCAUCCGAGCAGACUCGGGCGUGCUUUUUAGCACUGUGGAAGCGUAGCGCUUGCCACAGCCAAUGUGUUACAUUCCAAAAUCUGUUAGACAUUAACACUGAUCUCGCAGACAUCCCUCUGGCUGUCCGGGCUUUUCCCAGCAAAGCACUGCCGCCACCUCAUCCGCCUGCUCGUUCUCUUGCUCACUCGCACUCAAACUGUGCCGUGUUUCCAGACGCCAUGCCGUGCACUAGCCGUCCAGAGACACAGCCUGAUUGGUUACACUUCACACUUGAAAUGUUACACUGUGCUCCCAUCUUCUGAGCCCACCACCCCCACCCCCCCACCCCCCGGUCUGUGUGUGUGUGUGUGUGUGUGUUUGUGUGUGUGUGCAAUGCAUGUCCCGGACGAGUGCUUCAUCCACCAUGGACCCCGGGAACGAAAAUGAUUUUCUCAUUAACGCCUCACUCUCUCUCUUCCUCCCUUCUCUGUCUCUCUUUUUCUCUCCAUGUCACACACACUCUCUCCCUCCCUCUCUCUCUCUCUUUCACACACACACACACACACACACACACACACACACACACACACACACACACACACACACACACAACUCCCAGUGGCUCUGAGCCUCCCCAUCCACCUGCAGCCUUUCAGUGCUCAUCAAAUCAGCUUCAUACAUCUGAGAGUGCGGAACGCAGUGCACAGAGCGAGGGCCUAUUCACUCCACCAAUCACUCUCGCUCUCUCCACGGCCGAUUUCAGCGCCGUGUUGUUCCCAUUGGCGUCGCUUAUGUUUUACGUGGUUUAAUUUUAGCACACAUAGCCCCUGCCCUCACACACACACAUACAUUCAAUUCAUAUCUGAACUGGAAUUGUACACUAACAAAAAAAUGAAACGCAGCACAUUCAUCUCUCAAAGACGCGGAUGACAAGAGGGCACGGGAGAGAAAAAAAACAUUUAAAAAAUCUUAUUUAUAUUACUGCAACAAUCAGCCUGAUUUCUGUUCACCACACAACAUUAGCACAUAGAAAACAACAAAAGGGAACUUAAUAUCGAUGAGAAUUUGAAUUUUAAAAAGUGAGAUAUCUUAGAGUGAAAGGGCUCCAGUCAGGAUUAUGUUUUCUCUUCAAGUGCCCGGUGCUGUCAAGCCUCAACAUGUUUGCAACCCUCUUCAGUUCAUCUUGGAUGGGCCUGAGGGGGAAAUGUUGGUCUACUACAGAUUUGUCCAGAUAUUCAAUUUUACCUACUUAGUCCCUCCCCAUGUAAGCUCCUUGUUUCGGGUAACAAAAAAUUCAGAAAAGGGAACACAUUGGUAGCCAGUCAAAUUAUAGAAAGACAGUAAUUUAUAGGAUAAAUAUUUAUGAAUUUGGUGUGUUUGUGUAGUUUUAAAAGUAUGAUGCUACAUACUUUGGUUUAAAUCAGUUUUUUAUUUUUAUUUUAUUUGCCAACAGUGAAUGGAGAAAAACUGGAUUGAAAUAGGAAAAACAGUAUGAAUGACACUCUCACGUCUUACAAUAUGUUUACAGUACAGUGUUGAAGUACAAGGGUAAGGAACUCCUGUGUAUAUGUGUUUCAAAUGAGAAAGUAUUAUUUUCUCCAAUGUUUUCUAUCACUUUUCUGAAUGCCAUAGGAGCUUUUUUGGUUGGUGCAGGGGAUUAAAUGUUAAUGGAUAUACAUAUACAAUUUGUUCACUGUUAAAUACACAAUGUAUUUGUAAUUUUAAAAAUUCCAGUGGCAUUUUAUGAAAUUAAUGCAAAAAAAAUCCUUUAUAUUUUGCAGUCCAUUAUGAAAUUGUGAGUCUAUUCAAAUGUUUUUUGUCACUAUAUCUGUUACAAUUUUGGUAAAUCUAUCCUGAAUGGGAUAUUAAAAAAAUAAAAAAAACAAAACAGUGAAAAUGCAA
This is a messenger RNA of Alosa sapidissima (American shad), 6596 nucleotides long. RefSeq names its product BAF chromatin remodeling complex subunit BCL11B b (gene bcl11bb). Bases 978 to 3629 code for a protein of 883 amino acids. Gene Ontology annotation, cellular component: nucleus. The transcript has 4 exons. Gene Ontology annotation, molecular function: RNA polymerase II cis-regulatory region sequence-specific DNA binding; DNA-binding transcription factor activity. NCBI's taxonomy places the organism in Eukaryota, Metazoa, Chordata, Actinopteri, Clupeiformes, Clupeidae. The record is from RefSeq and is a predicted model, not a curated record. Gene Ontology annotation, biological process: positive regulation of transcription by RNA polymerase II.